This is a messenger RNA of Fusarium pseudograminearum CS3096, 2022 nucleotides long. RefSeq lists its product as uncharacterized. Gene Ontology annotation, biological process: amine metabolic process. Bases 1 to 2022 code for a protein of 673 amino acids. NCBI's taxonomy places the organism in Eukaryota, Fungi, Ascomycota, Sordariomycetes, Hypocreales, Nectriaceae. The transcript is spliced from 4 exons. The record is from RefSeq and is a predicted model, not a curated record. Gene Ontology annotation, molecular function: quinone binding; copper ion binding; primary methylamine oxidase activity.
AUGCCUCUCCCACAUCCCCUUUCAGCCCUGAAUACAGUGGAAACCAACCUUGCACGCGACAUUGUGAAAGCGGCACACCCUGGUGCAUUGCUGUACUUUAGACAAUCCUACCUUUUUGAGCCUCCCAAGGAGGAAGUUCUGAAGUUCCUGGAACUUGAGCACUCUAAUGCUUUGCACGCUGCGUCUCCAAGACCUGACCGUUGCGCUCAGGUCUUUUACGACAUUAUUGGCGGUGCAUCAAAGACUCAGUACUAUGAGUCUGUAGUCGAUCUCACAAAGAAGACCAUUGUGGACCAACAGGUUGUUAGUCCCGAGCAUCAAUCUAGCUUGACGCUCUACGAAUUUGACGAGGUCGUCAAGGCAGUCGGAGAAUCAGAGCUCUUCAAAGAAAAGCUCGCAAAGAUCAAGCUCCCACCGGGAUUUGAGAUUGUCGUCGAGCCAUGGCCCUACGGUGCGCCAGAUCUUGAGGAUGGAAACACGCGUUUCUUCCAAGCCCUGAUCUUUGCACGUGAUACUCAAAACGGACACCCUGACUCUAACUUCUACGCCUACCCCGUUCCUCUCAUUCCGGUGAUGGACGCGCUGACCAAGAAGAUUGUCCGCGUUGAAGAGCCAGCUACAGGAGGCAAGGGCGAUAGUCUUACAGAAAAGACCCACGCGCCUGGUCUCCUUGACCACUGCAAACCCGCCGAGUAUGUUCCUGAACUUGUUGAGGGUGGUACACGAAAGGACUUGAAGCCAUUGAUGAUUUUGCAGCCUCAAGGCCCAAGUUUCUCUGUCACGGAAGGAAACUUGGUUCAGUGGCAGAAGUGGCGCAUGAGAGUCACUUUCAACCCUCGUGAGGGUGCUGUUCUUCAUGAUAUCCGUUAUGAUGGACGUCCUGUCCUGUACAGAUUGAGUAUCAGUGACAUGACUGUUCCUUAUGCUGAUCCCCGAGCACCUUACCAUCGCAAGCAAGCCUUCGACUUUGGUGACGGAGGUCUUGGCCACUGUGUCAACAGUCUAACUCUCGGAUGCGACUGCUUGGGAGUUAUCAAGUACUUCGAUGGUGUCCUCAUCGACUCAGAUGGAACAGCCUUGGAUACCAAGAACGCAAUCUGUCUCCAUGAGCAAGACAACGGUAUCGGCUGGAAGCACACCGACUGGCGCACUGGCCGAGCCGUUGUUACCCGCCGACGCGAAUUGGUUAUCCAAUUCAUCAUUACCCUGGCCAACUACGAGUAUGUGUUCAACUACAAGUUCGACCAAGCCGCAGGUAUCGUCGUGGAAGCCCGCGCAACAGGAAUCGUCUCGGUUGUCAACAUUGACCCCGGCAAGACUAGCGAUUGGGGCAACGUCGUUAGCCCUGGCGCUCUUGCGCAAAACCAUCAGCACGUCUUCUGUGUCAGAAUAGAUCCUUCUAUUGAUGGCACAAAGAAUACUGUCGUCCAAGAAGAGAGUCUCCCUUUGAGAAUGGACAAGCGGACAAACCCCAAUGGCAACUUGUAUGAGGUUUGCCAGAAACAAAUCACCACAUCUCAAGGUCUCGACGCAGCCCCGUUCAACAACAGGGUCUUCAAGGUGCAAAACCUAAACAAACGAAACCCCAUAUCUGGAAAACCGGUCGGCUACAAGAUCACACCACCGCCCACUCAACUCCUGCUUGCCGACCCCAACAGUGUGCAAGCCAAACGCGCACUCUUCGCAAAGCGCCACAUGUGGGUUACAAAGUACAAGGACCACGAACUUUACGCUGGUGGUCGGUACACUUUGCAGUCCAAGCUUGAAGUCGGGGGUGUAGCCGACGCAGCUAAUCGGUGCGAUGAUGUGCUGAAUCAGGAUCUUGUCCUGUGGAGCGUCUUUGGACUUACGCAUAACCCUCGAAGCGAGGAUUGGCCAGUCAUGCCUGUCGAGAUGCUUCAGCUGCAUAUCACGCCGUCAGACUUUUUCACAAGGAACCCGGCAAUUGAUGUGCCGAGUGACAAGGAUAUUGGAUCCAAGUUGACAUCGGGAUGCUGCAAGGAAGAGGGACCCAAGUUGUAA